GUUCAUUCACUCGCACCGGCCAGAUGACCAGUAUGAGUCGUCGCAUCCCGCUUGCGUUGCGCGUUGUCGAGAACAACCGGAAAGAGCAGGGCACUUUCCGGUGAUAUGUGUCUAAAAUAUCAAUUUUAUAUCAUGGAAGUAUCAAUGUGUCGGUUUGUUUGACGAUAAUGGCUGCGCUGGUUCGUCUCAAGCGCAGUAGUGUCCAGCUGAGACAUGCGGCACUCGAGGUCAAAGUAGCUAGCAAAGAGAUAGCGCGCGAAGAGAAUCAAACAUCGGAAAUGAUAAGAGCGAGAUCGCAGUCGAUCUCAUUAUUUUUGGGUUCUGUGAGAUGGCAGACUUCGUCAAGAGAGGUAGCGUGCAGUUUGUUAAGCGUGGCAGUUGUCAACUAAAACUCGCUGCACAAGAAGUUCGAGCGGCUGUACGAGCGCGACACAUUGUCGCUGCAUUAGUCGCAGUUGGAUUUGCACUUUGCGGUGCGGUCGAAGUCAGCUCUUCCGUCGCAUUGCUGGCAAAUCAAAAAGACAACCAUGCCAUCAUCGACACCUCCUGGCACUGUGAUAUGCUGGUCAAUAUCUCCAGCCGCAAUCGCACCGAAGACUUUGAGAUUAUAUUUAUGGAGCUACCGCAGGAAGAGCGAGCAGAAUCGAUUAUGCGCGAGGCGUUCUUAUGGGGACAGGUUGCUGGGCCGAUAUUGGGAGGUUGCCUGGUGUGGGGCCGAUCCGGACCCUCCAUGGUGUUCUCACGGGCGGUUCUUAGCGCCUGUUUAGCAUCUUUGUUAGUGCCUGCGGCCUGGCGCGGACCGUCGCACGUCGCGCUUCGAUUGCUUCAAGGAUUAUGCACUGGUGCGACUAUGCCUGCUGCUCACAUGCUCGCGAUGACCUGGUUUAAGAGCAACCACAGAAGCUGGUAUUUCAGUUGUUACGCAGCUGUCAGCGUAGGUUACUGCCUUACCGGAUGGUUGGGCACCGCGGUGGUGCGAGCGUUCGGUCGAGAUUCUUUGUGCUAUGGUCUGGUUCUUCUGGCACUAUGCUGGUACUUUGCCUUCGGUCGAUUUGUCAAGGACACUCCGAAGUCCUAUCAACACGACACAACCGCAGCUGUGAUACCAUGGGGUAAGCUUUUGAGAUCUGUCCCUGUCUGGGCGUCCGCAGUGGCGACUAUGGGAAAUCAAUGGGGCGAUGCGACGCUCGCUCUUGGCAUGACCAAGUACCUGAAGCUCAUCUAUGGAUUCUCUACAGCUAACGACUCGGUGUUGACCACGUUACCUCACAUCGGUCACUUCAUGGCUGCGCUGACCUGCGGUCUUUUGGUUGACCACGUUCGCGAAUCUAAAAUAGUUUCCACGACCACAGCAAGAAAGUUGGUCGUCUACACAGCACACUUUAUCCCCGCGGCUCUGCUCUUCGUCGCCGGAUACGCCGGCUGUCAAGCUCUGGGUGCUGCCUGGCUGGGAAUAGCGGCCCUUCUCGUUUCCGGUACUGCACCAGCCGGUGCACUAGCGGCUAUAGCGGAUCUCGCACCUGCGGAAUCGCCGGCAUGCGCCGCGGCUGCGUGUGCUCUUUGUUCCACACUGGGUGCCGCCGGAUUGCUAAGCGCCAACUACUUCGUCACCCAGGCUCUUCACGGCUCCAUCGCUGGCUCUUGGCGAUUGGUGUUCGGAGUCGCGUCCGUCGUCUUGCUGACAACCGCUGCAGUCUUUCUGGCUCUGGGUAAAGGCGUGCCGCAACCGUGGAUCCCAUCCGUGGCGAGACCACGGAGUCAUGACGUAAUCUACGAACAAGAUACACUCGAACUCGAUCACGAGGACGUGGGAGUACAGACCGAGCCUUACGGACCCUAUGGAUUGGAAGAUGAUGUCGAGAGCCUGAAAAAUGUACCCCGUUCCUCGUCAAUUCACUCCAAGAUCUCGGUGACUUCCAAUUGAAAUGCAAAUUUCUCGUGUCAAUUUUUUAUGUCUUAUUUUGUGCCGCGAGAAUAUUUCGUCUCUCCGCAUUACGGAGAAAAUAUUGUACAGUAAUAACGCAAUAACAUACGCGUGAUUUAACGCGCAAUUAUAUGUAUAUAAGGUUUUUAAAGAAUAAGGAAUAUGUAUUUUAUAUAUGACGAGAAUUAUUCCCUUAGAGAAUAUUACUUUAUAAUAGUAAAGAUAU
Messenger RNA from Pseudomyrmex gracilis, 2150 nucleotides. RefSeq names its product sialin-like. Bases 329 to 1924 code for a protein of 531 amino acids. The transcript has 10 exons. NCBI's taxonomy places the organism in Eukaryota, Metazoa, Arthropoda, Insecta, Hymenoptera, Formicidae. Gene Ontology annotation, biological process: monoatomic anion transport; transmembrane transport. Gene Ontology annotation, molecular function: transmembrane transporter activity. Gene Ontology annotation, cellular component: plasma membrane. The record is from RefSeq and is a predicted model, not a curated record.